AUCCAAGAAUCAAGAUAAUCUAAAAGAGCUAAAAGUCGCUAUUAAAUUCUCAAUUCAAGAAUUGCUCAUAACCUAUUCGGAAAAAGUCCCACCUGAAGAAAAAGUUGAAAACUUUGAGAUAAAGGGUUGCGAUAAUUUUGGAUUUCUUGAUUAAAUUCAGCUAAAUGGGUAAAGGAGGGGGUUGUAUGUCAAGCAAGAACAAGUUUCCUAUAAAUGAAUCAGCAGAGAGACCAGUGAGUCAAACUGAUAUAACAGGGUCAGAAGCAGAAAGGUCCAAGAAGUUGAGAAUAUUCAUUGUGUUUUAUUCAAUGUAUGGACAUAUUGAAAGAUUAGCUAGAAGGAUGAAAAAAGGGGUAGAUGGGAUUGAAGGUGUUGAAGGGGUUCUGUAUAUGGUUCCUGAAACGUUAGCACCAGAUGUUUUGGAACAAAUGAAAGUCCCCCCAAAAAUUGAUGAGAUUCCAGUGAUAUCCGUGGAUGAGCUUAUGGAAGCUGAUGGAUUCUUGUUUGGAUUUCCUACAAGAUAUGGAUGUAUGGCAGCUCAGAUGAAGGCAUUUUUUGACUCGACGGGGAAGUUGUGGAGAGAACAAAAGCUUGCUGGAUUGCCUGCAGGGUUCUUUGUCAGUACUGGUACACAAGGAGGUGGACAGGAGACCACCGCCUGGACAGCAGUCACUCAGUUAGCUCACCAUGGGAUGCUCUAUGUUCCAAUAGGAUACACAUUUGGAGCAGGAAUGUUUAGAAUGGAUUCAAUAAGAGGAGGUUCUCCAUACGGAGCAGGAACUUUCUCUGGAGAUGGUAGCAGGGAACCUAGUGAACCAGAGUUGGCGCUGGCCGAGCACCAGGGCAAGUACAUGGCAAUGACAGUUAAAAGAUUGGCUCAGCACUAUUCCUUACCACCUGAUAAUGCCAGCUCCCGACGUUUUUAGAAAUUGAAAAAUGUCCAAAUUUACCCCUCUACUAUAUGAAAUGUCUUAAUUUUAAGUUAUACUUUGGGGCCAUUCAUACCUUUGUCGUUAAGAAAUCGUCUUUGUAUCUGUCUUUGCCUUUAACAGAGCUCCAAAGUGAACCGGAUGAUAAGGUUUCAAUUUACCCCUCUACUUUUCACUAUACUUUAAAAUUACCUUCCGUUAUACUUCAGGUUGGAGUUUCGUUAAGGGUGAGAACGGCAAGGGUGUGGAUGCCCUUCAAAAGUAUAACACAUUAGUAAACUCAAGAUCUUUCAUUUAGUAGAAUUGUAAUUUUACCCUUUUUGGUUUAGAAACACCCUACAUGUAAUUUUUGUCCAUUCCUAAAAACAUUUCCUAAACUGAAUGUAUCAAAAUUUGUGUGCCCUUA
Molecule: messenger RNA, 1335 nt
Organism: Solanum verrucosum
Lineage: Eukaryota; Viridiplantae; Streptophyta; Magnoliopsida; Solanales; Solanaceae
Product: probable NAD(P)H dehydrogenase (quinone) FQR1-like 2
Exons: 2
Coding region: 165-926 (253 amino acids)
Molecular function (GO): NAD(P)H dehydrogenase (quinone) activity; FMN binding
Source: RefSeq, a predicted model, not a curated record